AUGGCAAAGGAAUAUAAAACAACAACAACAACAAACCUUUAUUCAACAAAAUUAUAUAUUCAAUUAUUUUAUAAUACUAGUUUGGAAUAUAUUAUUUUAAAUGAUUGGAAUGAUCUUUUAAAACAUAAUUUUAAUAUUAAUAAUAUGAUUCAAACUAUAUUAUAUAAUAAUAUUUUAUCAACAAAUUAUGAUCAAGAUUUGGAAAUAAUUAAAUUACAAUAUCAAUCUUUUCAAUUUAUUUUUAAAAAUUAUCCAAAUCAAUUUAAUUUUGAUCAAUAUAAUCAAUCAAUUCAAUCUCUAUUUAAUAAUAAUAAUAUUUGUAAUAUAUAUAUGACAGUUUGGAUUAUUGGAAUUUAUUUUUAUUUUACAAGAAUAUUACCUUUUCAAUUGGUUUGUGAAAGAUUGAUUCAACCAUUGAUUGAAUUAUUUUCAUUUGGUCAUUUGGUACAUGAAUCUUUAAUCAAUCAAUUGGUAUCAAAUUCUCGGUUUGAUUUGGCAAGAGGAUGGUUAACAAAUUCAAUAUAUGUUCCCAAGUUUAAACCAAAUUUAGAAACAACCAUCACUCUAAUGUCACUUGGUCAUUUUGAUUUGGUUGAUAUUCUUUUUCAAUAUAAAUCAAACUAUGAUUUUAUAUUUUCAAAUCUUGACACCAUCAUCAAAAUCCAAUAUUUGAAAAUGAUGAUCAAUUGGAAUUUAAUGGUAAAUGCUGCUGUCAAUGAUAAAAGAAAAUCAAUCAUUUCUCAUUUAUAUUGGUAUUUUUUGGAAAAUCAAAAUGAUAAAUUUAAAGAUCAAGAAAUGGAAACCUAUUUUACAAUCAAUAUUGACAAGAUGGUAAAAGAAUUUGAUUUUCCGUUUUUAGAAAAGCUGAUGGAUCUUGGUUUACCUUUGGUGGUGGAAGAUGUGGAAACUUGGAGAUUGGUUGGUUUACAUGGUUCGGUAGAGUGGGUAGAGAAAAUACUAUUCAAAUAUACAGCGCCAACGUUUAGACAAUAUCCAUAUUUGUCGACAACAAGAUUGGCUGCUGAAAAUAAUUUAAAUACCGAAAAUAGAUUGGCUAUUUUACAUUUUAUUGAUCAUUUGGAUAAAUAA
Molecule: messenger RNA, 1089 nt
Organism: Cavenderia fasciculata
Lineage: Eukaryota; Evosea; Eumycetozoa; Acytosteliales; Cavenderiaceae
Exons: 4
Coding region: 1-1089 (362 amino acids)
Source: RefSeq, a predicted model, not a curated record